Molecule: messenger RNA, 1751 nt
Organism: Hirundo rustica (Barn swallow)
Lineage: Eukaryota; Metazoa; Chordata; Aves; Passeriformes; Hirundinidae
Exons: 2
Coding region: 1-1620 (539 amino acids)
Source: RefSeq, a predicted model, not a curated record
AUGGAAAGAGAGGAGGAGGUGCUGAGGACUCUCAGAGAAGCCUUGUGCACCGGCGGGGUCGCUGGCCACGCGUGUCGGCGUUGGAGCGCGGGUGACGCCGUGACGUCCCCACCCCUCCCCUGCCACCGGCGUUUGGAGGUCACGGUGGGAUCCUCGCCUGGAUUCAGUGUUUGGAGGUCACGGUGGGAUCCUCACGUGUUUGGAGGUCACGGUGGGAUCCUCACCUGGAUUCAGCGUUUGGAGGUCACAGCGGGAUCCUCACCUGGAUUCAGUGUUUGGAGGUCACAGUGGGAUCCUCACCUGGAUUCGGCGUUUGGAGGUCACAGUGGGAUCCUCACCUGGAUUCGGCGUUUGGAGGUCACGGCGGGAUCCUCACCUGGAUUCAGCGUUUGGAGGUCACAGUGGGAUCCUCACCUGCAUUCAGUGUUUGGAGGUCACAGCGGGAUCCUCACCUGGAUUCAGUGUUUGGAGGUCACGGCGGGAUCCUCACCUGGAUUCGGUGUUUGGAGGUCACGGCGGGAUCCUCACCUGGAUUCGGUGUUUGGAGGUCACGGCGGGAUCCUCACCUGGAUUCAGCGUUUGGAGGUCACAGUGGGAUCCUCACCUGCAUUCAGUGUUUGGAGGUCACAGCGGGAUCCUCACCUGGAUUCAGUGUUUGGAGGUCACGGCGGGAUCCUCACCUGGAUUCGGUGUUUGGAGGUCACGGCGGGAUCCUCACCUGGAUUUGGUGUUUGGAGGUCACGGCAGGAUCCUCACCUGGAUUCAGCGUUUGGAGGUCACGGUGGGAUCCUCACCUGGAUUCGGCGUUUGGAGGUCACGGUGGGAUCCUCACCUGGAUUCGGCGUUUGGAGGUCACGGCAGGAUCCUCACCUGGAUUCAGUGUUUGGAGGUCACAGCGGGAUCCUCACCUGGAUCCGGCGUUUGGAGGUCACGGCGGGAUCCUCACCUGGAUUCGGCGUUUGGAGGUCACGGGGGGAUCCUCACCUGGAUUCAGUGUUUGGAGGUCACAGUGGGAUCCUCACCUGGAUUCAGCGUUUGGAGGUCACGGUGAGAUCCUCGCCUGGAUUCAGCGUUUGGAGGUCACAGUGGGAUCCUCACCUGGAUUCGGUGUUUGGAGGUCACGGCAGGAUCCUCACCUGGAUUCGGUGUUUGGAGGUCACGGUGGGAUCCUCGCCUGGAUUCGGUGUUUGGAGGUCACAGCGGGAUCCUCACCUGGAUUCGGUGUUUGGAGGUCACGGCGGGAUCCUCAGCUGGAUUCGGUGUUUGGAGGUCACGGCGGGAUCCUCACCUGGAUUCAGUGUUUGGAGGUCACGGCGGGAUCCUCACCUGGAUUCAGCGUUUGGAGGUCACGGUGGGAUCCUCACGUGUUUGGAGGUCACGGUGGGAUCCUCACCUGGAUUCAGUGUUUGGAGGUCACGGCGGGAUCCUCGCCCAGAUUCAGCGUUUGGAGGUCACAGCGGGAUCCUCACCUGGAUUCGGUGUUUGGAGGUCACGGCGGGAUCCUCGCCCAGAUUCGGUGCUUCGGUGCAUCCCCAAGACCAGAUCACACCGUCGCCUCCCCUGAGAGCAUCCCCGAAAAAUCCAGCUCGGCACAGCCACGUUUACACAAAAAUCCUCUGAGGACACAAGGCCUUGGGCGGGUUCAAGGAUCAGAAGGUGGGAAGUGGGGGUUUCUCCCUGUUUUGCGUGGGCUUGAACGGAUCCCUUCCUCCUCCUCCUCCUCCUCCUCCUCCUCCUCAGCUGGGAUGAAG